CCUAUAUCGAGACCUUGUUUCGGUGGCUUAACUUAUAUUCUGCCAGAUUUUGAAAUCCUCUACUUUCUUUCUGUAUCCUUCUUCCAAUCCAUCAAGAAGACCACCCUCGCCCAUCAUGGCCUCUCUCGUCGACACUUUGACUGCCUCUGGAGGCACAGAAUCCGCAGGCUUCCUCAACGACAUCAUCGCCCAGCUAUGGCCCAACAUCAACGUCGCCGGCGGCAAAAUCAUCAAGCAGGUGGUUGAGCCCAUGCUCGCUUCCAUGCUCCCCGGCCCUCUCUCGACGCUACACUUUGUCAAGCUGGACUUUGGGCCCACCCCAAUUCGGUUCUCUCACGUAGACGUUCACAAGACGGAUCUCGAAGGCAUCAAGCUUGACAUGGACUUGGAAUGGGACGGCCGGUGCGAUUUCGAGCUCGAAGGCACAAUGGUGCCCAAAGUGGGAAUCGAGCACGUAAAAUUGAAGGGAAGACUGUCCGUCUUGCUCUGCCCCUUGACAAACAUCAUCCCUUUGAUUGGAGCCGCCCAGAUCGCAUUCAUCAACCCACCGACUCUUGAACUCGACUUCACUGACGCCGCCAACCUCGCCGACUUUUCCGUCAUAGACAAGGCCGUUCGCAAGGUCAUUCUCAACAUCAUUGCUUCCAUGGCGGUCCUGCCCAACCGCUUCCUCGUCAAGCUCGACGCUUCCAACGACUACUUCAAGACCUUUCAACGCCACCUCGGUGUCAUUCGCCUCACGAUUGGCGCCGCUACCGGGAUAACAGGCCCAAAGAAGAGCGGAGCCAAGCGACUACUGGAAAAACUCGUCAAAGACAUUCCUGACUGCUAUUGCGAAGUCAACGUUGGUGCGGAGGGGGAGUGGCGCACUUCGACCCAGAAAAACAACCACGAGCCAGAGUGGAACGAGACACACGACUUUCUCGUCACAGAUCACGAACAAUGCAUCACUAUCGACAUGCAGGACGACGACGUGGGAGGUGACGACGACAUUGGCAUCGCUACCACGACAGUCAAGCAGAUUCUUUUGGCCGGUGGCACCCAGGAGCUCACUCUUGUCCACAAAGGCCAACCCACCGAAAGCAAGCUGACAGUGCAUGCCAAGUUCUAUAACUUCAUUGGCGAUUCUGACAGUAUUUCGGCCGCCGGGAGCGAAAGUGAAGGACAAAUCUGCGGGCUUGCCUCUGUGCUCAUUGCUGGCGUCGUCGGACUGACAGGUCAACGCGACGAGCUCAACCCGAGCGUCAAGGUAUCAUGGGGCGACAAGGAGUUUGUCACGCCUGGCAAGACUUACAGCCCGGGGACAGACAUUUUCAACCCAGCCUUUGAUACAGCCUUUCGGUUCCCCAUCACGGCCGACAUGAUUGCCAACCGGCCCAGUUUUAAGCUGACACUGAUGAACGGGACGGUGGAGGCAGGGAGCUACGAGGUUCCGUUCGCAAGCGUGGCGGGUGCUCACGGUAUGGACCUCGCGGAGGAAUUCGACGUCGGGUCUGGUGCGGCGGUGAGGGCUCACGUUUCACUCCGCGGAUUGCAGCUGGCCCAGUGACUCCGAAGAGAGCAUAUAUUCAGCCCCUGAAGAAUAACGUCAAAGGGCAAAAUUUAUCAGUAUGGACGUAGCGAGCAAUGGACUACUCCUUUUCUCGCAUCCGCAAAAUUUCAACCUCACUGUAGAUUCUCUGGUUCCCACGCAUGGCGAAAGUGUUGCAUAGGUCCUCGGUCGCCAUAAUUCAGCCAGCUCCAGGAGCAGGAUCUGCGCCGAGUGAGCGCAGGCUGACGAGCGCCAUAUCCCAUGCUGCCAAAGCGGCGGUAGGUUGUGUCAAGAUUCGGGUUUGGAAACAGAUUUCACUUGACACGGGAUCCAAACUGGGGCUGGUGGAAUAUAAUUUGGUUUCUACACUCCCUAUAUAAAUUCACAAUCGAUCAAUACACUUGCUAAGGCCUUGCAUAAA
Ilyonectria robusta is the source of this 1952-nucleotide messenger RNA. RefSeq lists its product as uncharacterized. Bases 116 to 1549 code for a protein of 477 amino acids. The record is from RefSeq and is a predicted model, not a curated record. Gene Ontology annotation, molecular function: lipid binding. NCBI's taxonomy places the organism in Eukaryota, Fungi, Ascomycota, Sordariomycetes, Hypocreales, Nectriaceae. The transcript is spliced from 4 exons.